AACUAACAUCAGGCUGUUCCGUCGGUUUACGCGGAUUUACUCGACUUAUUUAUUUAAUUGCGCGUUAUAUAAUACAUACCGACGAGCACACGCUCCGCGUCUUCAACCUGCCGUCGCCCUCCGGUGCGAUAGACCUCCACCCACCCACCCAGCUGGCUUGAAACGGCAGCAGUGACCUGGAUAACCACCUUGCUGUGACACUGAGGCAGGCCUCGAUUAGGAGACACACGAAGAGACGCUGGGAGACAGUCGGCAGUGUCAGCAGCUUGUCAGCAGAGACCGCGGCUUGAAGAAAAGCGGUUCUACUGUCACGGAUCUGAGCACGCCACGCCGCCCUACACCCACCCACACACACACACUCACACACCCCGCCUGGGAAGACAUGGCGGACCCCAGCCUCACGUCGCCCUCUGAGACGCCCCUGCGUUCUCCCAGCACCCCUCUUUCCCUCUCCUUCCCGUUCCUGAGGGAGGGCAGCCGGGUGUGGGAGGAAGGCAGAGAACAACCCCGGCCCCGGGAGCUGCCCAGCCCACUGCCCACCAAGCGCACCCGCACCUACUCCGCUACGGUACGUGCUCACUCAGGCCCGGUGUUCAAGGGUGUGUGUAAGAACUUCUCCAGGUCACAAGGUCACGGCUUCAUCCGCCCUUCCCAUGGCGGUGAGGACAUCUUUGUUCACAUCUCAGACAUCGAGGGGGAGUACGUCCCGGUGGAGGGGGAUGAGGUCACGUACAAAGUCUGCCGAGUCCCACCGAAGAAUCUCAAGGUGCAAGCGGUGGAGGUGAAGAUCACGCAUCUCAACCCAGGGACAAAGCACGAGACCUGGUCUGGACAGAUCAUCAGCUCCUAG
This is a messenger RNA of Lampris incognitus (smalleye Pacific opah), 850 nucleotides long. RefSeq names its product cold shock domain containing C2, RNA binding b (gene csdc2b). Gene Ontology annotation, molecular function: mRNA 3'-UTR binding. The transcript has 4 exons. Lineage: Eukaryota; Metazoa; Chordata; Actinopteri; Lampriformes; Lampridae. Gene Ontology annotation, cellular component: cytoplasm. Gene Ontology annotation, biological process: regulation of mRNA stability. The coding region runs from base 383 to 850 and encodes 155 amino acids. The record is from RefSeq and is a predicted model, not a curated record.